GUGAUCACUGUAAGUUUGCAGACUGCUUUUGGAGCGGCCGAUUUUCUCAGGAAUAGUGGAAGGUCAAAGAGUUGGAAGACAAAGUGGGGUAUAAUCCAAAUCCAGAAAAGCCUAAUAUCCCUCCUGACAUCCCGGGGAGAAAGGUUGGAAAGGGGACUCAGAAAGGAGCGUAGUCUGCUCCACCUGCUCCUGCUUUGGUCCUGGGCCAUUGAGUCAGCCGGCCCCCGGAGCCUACUGAGAACGUCCUUCGCAGCUGGCGCCUCAGAGACAGUCCCAGGGCCCAGCGCUGCCGCUGCCGCUCCUGCCUGGUCCAGCUGUGAUUCCCCCUUUCUCACCCCGCGGCGCAGCGCGAUCACAGCUGCAGCAGGUGGGCCCCCCCCCCCCCCAUAUCUCCCCCUCCCCAGCCCAGCCCGAUGACUGACGGUGGCUGAGGAGGCGGGACCCGAGCCCGGGGCGGAGCCGGGAGGAGAACUGGCCAGGCGCAGGGGGGAGGUGGAGGAGGAGAAAAAGGAGGAGGAGAAAGAGAGAGAGAGAGAGAGAGAAGCAGAAGGGGAAGACUGGCUCCUGCACAGACUGAGCGAGCUCUGCUGUCUAAGCAAGGAGUACAGGCUCCGAGGCUCGCCCAAGCGAGCGGGCGCCUCGGAGGGUCAGCGGCGGAGGUUGGGCAAGCGGCAGCAGGAGAGGCAGGGGCGCAGACAAAGGCGCCGCCGCCGCCGCCGCCGCCGGCGGCUCGCUGGCUCUCCUGCGGGAGCGAACCUGAGCAGCGAUCGGGGGCUCUCUGGCAGCCUGCUGAAUCUUCUCGGCUCUUGUCAAGCAACGGGAAUGGUGUUUUUCAUGUUGAAAUAUGUUCAGAGAAAAAAGCCCUAAUCGUUACCAAAUACAUUAUCUCUUAAAUUUAAUCUCCAGCAAGGAGAAGAGCUGUGAAACAGGCAACAGAGUUAGCCAGACUGCCUGCUCUAUACCAGAAACCCCACUAGUGAGCAGUGUUUGAACCUGCUCAACGGAUCAAAUAACAUUUGGGCUGAUUAACAAAAGACAUGCAAGUGGGAAGGUGUCAGAAGUCAGAGUGUGGAAAUUUACCCAGGGUUGCUACUCUGGGGAAGCUCAGUCUGAAAGAUGCUGCAGUUAGGAGAGUCUUGGAUCUAAUUGGAUAUGGAACUGGGAACCAGGCAGAGAACAGUAAGUAUGAAGAGGUGAGAGAGGGAGCUGCCCAAAGUGCCCCCAUCUGAAGCUGAAUGUUGCAGGACCUGCCCAGCAUUUGGUCUAUGACUUCAAGUGUGAACUACAGCCUGGGCUUUCUGCAGCAUUUCCCCCAAAGCCAUUCUGCCAGCUUUGAGUUUGGACACUUGGGUGGAAGCCCCAAAGAUUGGAUGUGCCAGUCAAUUCCUUGAAUUUUGGGGGCAUGGCAAGAAGCUGCUGAGUAGAUGGUGACUGAGUUAUCACUAAACUUUUGAAAACCUAAAGUGUCACCAAAACAGUUCCUAAAUUGCAGAGCAGAGGACUCUCUUCUGGACUCUUAAUUUGUAAUUUUUAAAGGAUUUGAAAGGAAACUCUUACUUCAGAGACCAGAAUUAAAGAGAUCCCAACUAAAUGAUGGUAAGCUUUAUGAAUGGAUGCUCAUCAUUAAAAAUACAUUGGUACUCUCUGCUUAGAUGCUCUGUUUCAAAGGAUUUUGAACCACUUGGACACAAAGAGGGCUGAGAGUGAGGAAAAGUCUUCUCCUUGACCCUAUUUGAGACCACCUUCCCUGGCACAUAUAUCCCUAUUGAAUCUGGGCAUUGGGUCAGCAAGUCAGCCAGACAGAACCUCCCUCCAGGUGCUUGACUUGCUGGGAUGAGCAGUGUUAGGAGAGAAGCUGACUUCUUCUUCCAUCCUCUCACGCAAGUAGCCCCACAGUGCUGAGCUGAGGAUGGCUGAGAAGGGUGACUGCAUUGCCAACAUGUAUGGCUAUGACCUCGGUGGGCGCUUUGUUGACUUCCGACCCCUGGGAUUUGGCGUCAAUGGCUUAGUGCUUUCGGCCACCGACAGCCAAACCUGCCGAAAGGUGGCAGUGAAAAAGAUUGCCAUGAGCGAUGCUCAGAGCAUGAAACAUGCUUUACGGGAAAUUAAGAUCAUCCGCCGCCUGGACCACGACAACAUCGUGAAGGUGUACGAGGUCCUGGGACCCAAGGGGGCUGACCUUCAGGGGGAGCUUUUUAAGUUCAAUAUGGCCUACAUUGUCCAGGAAUACAUGGAGACAGACUUAGCUCGCCUGCUGGAGCAGGGCACACUGACCGAGGAACAUGCCAAAUUGUUCAUGUACCAGCUGCUUCGUGGGCUCAAGUACAUCCACUCUGCCAAUGUGUUACACAGGGACCUGAAACCAGCCAACAUCUUCAUCAGCACCGAAGACCUCGUGCUGAAGAUCGGGGACUUUGGACUGGCGAGGAUUGUGGAUCAGCAUUAUUCGCACAAGGGUUAUCUUUCAGAAGGGCUGGUCACAAAAUGGUAUCGAUCUCCACGCUUGCUUCUCUCUCCCAACAACUAUACCAAGGCCAUAGAUAUGUGGGCAGCUGGCUGCAUCUUGGCUGAAAUGCUCACAGGGAAGAUGCUGUUUGCUGGGAGUCACGAGUUGGAACAGAUGCAGCUUAUCCUGGAGACAAUUCCUGUAAUCCGGGAAGAAGAUAAAGAUGAGCUGCUCAGAGUGAUGCCCUCCUUCAUCAAUAGCACCUGGGAAGUGAAAAAACCACUGAGAAACCUGCUCCCAGAAGUCAACAGUGAAGCUAUUGACUUUCUGGAGAAGAUCCUGACCUUCAACCCCAUGGACCGAUUAACAGCAGAGAUGGGCCUACAGCACCCUUACAUGAGCCCCUACUCAUGCCCAGAGGAUGAGCCUACCUCCCAGCAGCCCUUCCGAAUUGAGGAUGAGAUUGAUGACAUCUUACUGAUGGCAGCCAAUCAAAGCCAGCUCUCCACCUGGGACAGGUAUCAAGUCAGCCUGUCCUCUGAUCUGGAGUGGAGGCAGGACAGGUACCUAGACACCAGUGAGGUACAGCGGGACCCCCGUGCCGGCUCAGAAUCCAUAGUGGAAGAGGUCCAGGUGGACCCACGAAAAUACUCCCAGAGUAGCUCUGAACGAUUUCUGGAGCAGUCUCACUCGUCCAUGGACCGGGUGUUUGACUCUGACUGUGGGCGGUCCUGUGACUACAAGGUGGGAUCACCGUCCUAUCUGGAUAAGUUACUGUGGAGGGACAACAAGCCCCAUCACUACUCAGAACCCAAGCUUAUCUUAGACUUGUCCCAUUGGAAGAAGACAGCCAUGGCGCCAGCUACUGAGCUCCCUCUGGAAGAGGAGCCAUCCAACCUCUUCCUGGAGAUUGCGCAAUGGGUGAAGAGUACCCAGAGCGGCCUUGAGUGCCCCAGCCCACUCCCUGAGAUCCAGGAACGGAGCCUGCCCGCCUCACCCCAGCACCGCAAGGACCCCAAGGAGGGGAACAAUGGGGCCGACCCCCAGUUUGACUUGGAUGUUUUUAUUUCCAGGGCCUUGAAACUCUGCACCAAGCCAGAGGACCUGCCAGACAACAAACUCAGCGAGAUCAAUGGGGCGUGUAUCUCAGAGCACCCCAGUGACAUCGUGCAGACUGAACCCUAUCCAAAGGAGAGAUGGUGAAGCUGAGGGGCUUGCCAUUCAUGAACGUUGCUCUUCAGCUGGCAGGGCCACAGCCCCGUGGCAUUAGAGACCCAGGCCAAAGGGGGGAAAUGGGCCGCCCUGGUUCCUGGAGUGUCAUUCCUUUGCGACAGAGGGUGGGUAGCAUACCCCAUACUUUUUAAUCAAAGACAAACAGCCUACAGCCUCCUUUCUGAUGCCUUAGGGUUCACAGAACCCUUAAGGGAAUCAGAAAACACAAAUGAAACAUUCAGUCUAUUAAACUGCCUUAAUGAUUGCGCCUUUUAACCUCUGGAAUCUGUUUUGAAUAUAAGUCUAGGGUAAUAAGCUUUUUGUACAGAACACUGGGAUAGUCAAUUUAUCAACAAAUUCUUGGGGGUGAAGGCUUUGGGAGAAGGAAGAUAGGAAGGGGGAAAGAGAAGGGCUUUUGUAGCCAUGGGAAGAAGGAAGCUUCCCAAAGAGGAGCAGCCCCUGCCUGGUUCAUAAAGAAUGCAAUCCACAAACUCAGAAUAUCAGAGCCCAAAGGAACAUUUGGGAAAAAAUCUAGUCCAAUGCCUACUUUUGACAGAUAAGGUAACUGAGGUCCAGAAAUAAAAGGUCAUUUCCCAAGGGUCAUAGAGUAAGUUAGUUACUGGCAGAGCAGUAGUAGAAAUCAGUCUUCCUGACUCGCAGACUUGCUCUUCAUGCCAUCUCCUUUGCCAUGGAAAUGCUUUCUCUUCAAAAAUAAUGGAAACUAAAGUCCAAGGGAUUGCUUCCUCCAUCAAUUAGAAAUUGGAGGUCUUUCCUUAAUAAGUAAGAACAGUCAUAUUCUACAGUUCUUCUAAAAUACAAAUGUUUUCAUUUGUCAUCUUGGGGCCAGAUACUGGAGCCUCCUAGGCUUUAGACCUAGACAACCUGGAGGUCAUUGGGUUAAAAAAAAUAUAUAAAAAUCUGACCUCCAUUUCCUUUCAAGGACAAAAGGCUCAUUUAAUGAUGAGAUAGUCCACAAGUCAGGGAACCAGGCAGAAACCACUGAGUUAUAUCUGAGUGGUUAUUGAACCUAAAGUACAGUCAUUGAAGGAUCUUUCUAAGGCCAGAUUCUGCAAUCUUUACACACACACAUACACACACACACACACACACACACACAUACACAGCCCUAUGCAUAAGCAGAAAAGGCAGACAACUAUGGGGUGUGACAUGAGCAAUAAGAUGUGUCAAAAGCCUCUUGCCUCACUGCUAAGUGGCCCUCUCUCUCUGGCCCAUAGUGGGCCUGAUACUCCACUGCAAUAGUUAUUUCUUUGGUCUAAAGACCUCCUUUUAAAAUGCAAACUUGUUACCAAGAAAGGUGACAUGUAAGCCAUUAAAAUCCAUUAACACCUCAGCCUGAAUUAGUGCACAGGACUAGCCAAGCACAGGACAAGACCCUGAAGGGAGAAGGAUGCAGGACGAGUACCUCUUCUGAUAGCUGGUCAGGAGAGGCAGGAAGUCUGGGGGCACUGCCUGGGAGGGACAACACCAUUGGGACCCUGGGCAUCCAGUGCACACUGGUAUAGCAGUGCCCAAAGAGACGACUGUCAUCCUUUACAAUUGUGCUUGGGUAUCUGCGUACCAGAUACCUCCUACCUAUAUGUGUGUGAGAGAAAGCACACACACAUACCCACUCACCCUAAUGGUGUGUGGCUUUGUGUAAGAUCUCAUGAGCCUAUAGAGGUACAGGUCCUUGCCUAGCCCUCAACCUGCCCGCAUCCAUAGACUAUAGUGGCAGUCCUUUGUUCAUUCAGCUGGCAGUGGCAAUCCAACCUCUUCCCCAGUAAAAGCUUUCAGGGGAAAACUAGAAAACAUAUAAACAGAUGAUUAAACCCUAGGAUUUGAAAGUAGCCUUGGGGUUCACUUAUACCUCUGAGCACCUUAAAUAUUAACCCGCUAAUGAUCAUUUGUACAUGGAAACAAACAAUACAAUAUAGGCUUAUAUUUUAAAAAAAUUGAUUUAUUCAAGCUGACCAAAAGUUUUUUAAUGGAGAAUGUGUAAAUAGAAACUGUUCAAGAAAAGAAUCUCUGUCCAUCCCCUCUUUGCCAUCUUGUCCUGUGUGGGGGAGAAAGGUCUAGGGGAAAUCACUUUUUUUUGGUAAAGGAAAAAACUGCUGCUCUUGACCCUGCGGUUCAUAUAUCACUGUUGUACCAGAAUAAUUGUUAUGACUACCCAUGUAAAAAAAUUUAUUAAAUGUUAUUAAACAUGACAAAGAGAUGUGUUUGCCAACAAUCUAAACCGUAAUUAGAACUCACAAGCCUUGGUCCCUGCCCCACCAGUGAUGACAAUCACAAAUAGAGAUAAAUUUCCCACAGAUAUCUGUAGCCAGGAAGAUGAUAGCAAAAUCAGUUCAAUUUUCCUGAAUUUUCAUACUCAAGCAAGGACUGCCUGCAGGAACUGUCAAAUCUAUAACUAGACAUUUUUAUUCCUGGGACAAGUGGCAUGAAACAUACUUAUUUUGGGGGCAAAGCAGUAUUGGCAAAAGCUUCGAGAGCAUUGCUAGACUGAAUGAGACUCCCAGGAAUGAGGCCAUCAGUGUAUUAUAGGUAGUUGGAAAAAGAGAACACAUUUGGGAUCCAAAGACCAGCGGCAAAAAAUAGUCAUCUAUAGCUUCCCAUUUUAAUGAAUUAUUCUUGCUAGCCAGUUGUCUCUACGCUAUUGAUCAUCUGAGAGCUUCCUCUAAAUUCAUUAUCCUACAGCAAAGUUGCAGUCUUCUGGCCCAAAUUUCAGCUCUGGAAACUGUUACCAGCAUUUAGUGCAGAGAGAGAUCUUGCCCGGCUGAGCUGUUGAUCAAGCAUCAGACCCACAAGAGAUCAUUUUAACCUGCCUGAUACCAACUUAACUUUUGGGUAUUAUGCCAAUCCUAGAGGAUCCUGGAUAUAUUAUUUCCUUUUACUUGUAGUGUGGUAACUUAACACAAGGAAGAAAUCUUGGGCAACCCCCUGAGUAUGUAAAAGACUUCCUUCUCCACUCAAGUUAAGAAUGUGAAUCCUCAGAUUUCUGCUUCUUUUUCACCAGAAAAUUAAUUGGAGGAAAAGUGGGAAAAAGACUUCCACUUACACCUCAGGCUUCCCCCAAUAGGGUAAUGACCCAGCAAUAUUGCAACCCUUACUUAAGGCAUUCUUCUACUCCCAAGCUUCGUGUCCAGGGGGGUCCCAUAGGAAAUACCCAUAUAUAUAUAUAUAUAUAGAUAUAUAUAGAGAGAUAAACAUAU
Messenger RNA from Sarcophilus harrisii (Tasmanian devil), 6870 nucleotides. It is a transcript of the gene MAPK4, whose product is annotated as mitogen-activated protein kinase 4. Gene Ontology annotation, biological process: cell surface receptor signaling pathway; protein phosphorylation; intracellular signal transduction. Lineage: Eukaryota; Metazoa; Chordata; Mammalia; Dasyuromorphia; Dasyuridae. Gene Ontology annotation, molecular function: MAP kinase activity; ATP binding. Bases 1910 to 3649 code for a protein of 579 amino acids. The transcript is spliced from 7 exons. Gene Ontology annotation, cellular component: cytoplasm; nucleus. The record is from RefSeq and is a predicted model, not a curated record.